Messenger RNA from Corythoichthys intestinalis (scribbled pipefish), 10039 nucleotides. It is a transcript of the gene dzip1, whose product is annotated as DAZ interacting zinc finger protein 1. Gene Ontology annotation, cellular component: cytoplasm; ciliary basal body. Lineage: Eukaryota; Metazoa; Chordata; Actinopteri; Syngnathiformes; Syngnathidae. Gene Ontology annotation, biological process: cilium assembly. The transcript has 21 exons. The record is from RefSeq and is a predicted model, not a curated record. Bases 643 to 3279 code for a protein of 878 amino acids.
AACGUAAUAAAAACAACAACAAGAGACGUAUCAGAGACUGAAUAGAACGUAUCGCCAUCAUACUUACUGUGGAGGUACCGGAAAUGUAAGGACAUUAUGCUUUUAUCCUCCCCAAAUUCAUUAUGGGAAAAUGACAAAAGACGCCAUUUUUGCUGUCGUCUCAAUCGCCAACAUUAGCAAAACAAAAGUAAUGGAGGGGAGCAACGAGAACAUAAGACAUUAAAAAUGUGGGGGAACUUUGGGCAAAUUCGUCAUAUGAUUUUACUUUGAUGGUACCGGAAGUGUGGAGAUUGUUUUUACCCACAUUAUGCCCACAAUUCAUCGGGAAAACCGUUGAAAAACUCGCGAUGUACCGGAUGUUAGUCCCUGAGUCACCCCGAAAUUCUUCGGGUCAACGCAGGGAGAAACUUUUCCGAAGUCGUAUAAAUAUUAUUUAACGAAGACUACCCCGACUGACACAGUCUGAACGCUGCUUGUGUUGGGGAAGCAUUGAGGUGAUUACCUGCAGUGUUUGGAUAACAUUUGUCCCCUUCGGGAAGCUGGUUUCUGUUUCCACGGCAACGCGGCGUUUGUCCUCGUGGCUGCGAGAGGGCGGAACCACAGAGAGACGACGGCUCAUCGGGAGUCCUGAAUGAUUCAAAGAUGCCAUUUCAGGACGGCGUCUACUACCCCUACAGCAGUGACACCCAAGGGAACCAUUCGUCAGCAGGGAUCCCAUCCCUCUUGAAUUCCCCACUCAGCCAGCGCUCAGUAAAGGUCCAGUCUUUACUGGGAAUGGCUCCAUCCGGCGCGCCACCCGCCAUUAUGCCUUUUAGGUUCCGCCAGCGUCGGGAAAGUGUAGAUUGGCGGCGGAUCCACGCUGUAGAUAUUGACCAGGUGAUCAGCCAGCUCGAGGUGGAUGUCCUUCAGGAGCACAUAAGCACCGUGACCUUCUGCAGCUUGGACGGGGAGCGGUGUCAGCGCUGUCAGAGCCCUGUGGACCGAGCGCUCAUCAAGAUCCUACAGCUGGCUCAGCUUACGGUGGAGUGGCUCCUCCAUUGUCAGGAAUGUCUCACAGUCAAUCUGCAAGCAGCGGAGGAGAGGUUGGCGAGCGCCAACAUGCAGCACGAGCAGCUACUGGCUCAGUUGAAGAAGCAGGACGACAGCAUGAUGGCGAUGACGGCCGAGCUCAAGAACCGGAGGAAAAUUAUACGUAAACAGCAAAGCCUGUUCGCGCCACAUAUCACCAACAGCCAAAAGUGUGCAUUUUGUAACAAGAAGUUCCUCACCACUUCAUUUCUUCAGAGUCACAUGCAGAGGCGUCACCCUGACGAGAAUGAUAUGCAGUUACAAUCAAACAGUGAAGAGAAAUCACAGAUACACUACUUGAAAUCGGAGAUGAACAGCCUAAAAGAGCAGAUUAUUCAACAGCAACAGACACUGGAAGCCAAAACGGCUGAAAAUCAAAAGCUGCAACGACACAUAGAAGAAAGUGAACUACAGAUACGAGAAAGUGAGAAGAAAUCUCAGAUUGAAAGCCUCAAACAGGAGAUUAAAAAUUUAAAGGAUCUUAUUCAACAUCAACACAUCAUACAAACAAGAACAGCAGAGGAUGAAAGGCAGCAGUCCAAGGACAAAGACGUGCUCAAAGAGUUGGAUCAUUUCAAAGCAGUGGAAAUGGUACACAUUCAAGCCAUUCAAAAGCUGGAACAGCAACAAAAACAGCAGGACAAAAAAUGGGAGUCCAGGCUUGGAAAAAUCACAUCUAUUCACGAGGCAGAAAAGAACGAUUUGCAAAAAGAGUUAAACAGAUUGCAGUCAACUGUGAUGGAGCGCCAGGAGCAGAGCAAGAGGCAGCUGCAGGAGAUGCGGAGGAAGUUGCAAGAGAAGGAGCAAACCAUCCGGGAUCAAAGGGAGCAGAUCCUGACUGCAUCUUCAAAUCCUGCUACUAAAAUACUCAAAGUACCAGCAAGUGCACCAGCCCCUGAGCCUAAACCAAAGAAAGUUAUACUUGACUUGACCAGCAUCCAGGAGAAGAAGCCGGUGGAGAAAAAGCCUCAAACUUUUACAGAGAAGAAAAACAAGGUGUCCACUAGAAAGAGCCCAAACAAAACUGAAAUCAAGCAACAAAUUGAGCAGGAUGUAAUGACGAAGCUUGAGAGCCUGGGAAUGAAGCCGGAGCAGAAUAAACUCAAAUCCAAGGAUCUCAGGUCCAUUCUUACAAAUUUGCGCACAAAGCAGCAGAGCCUUGGAAAGCAAUUGCCUGACUAUUGGCGCCAUCGUGUGGACAUAAUAAACACUUUAGAGCGGAAGUUGGCCCUGAAGUGGAAGGACAGCCACCAGUCUCCAAACAAAUCCAGACAUGCUUUUCAGGUGUUUCAGACGCGACCUCGAGCCAGCAGUUUACCCUCAAGGGUGAUCAAGGGUGUCUCUGAAGUUGUAGCUCGACAAGCUAAGACCCCCCAACCUGCUCCAAGAGUCAGGACCACCAUUCAACCAAAUACAUCUACACCCAAUUAUAAAGCUGCUCAGAGAGAACUUGCUCACAAAACGCCACCUUUCAGUUCUUUUGUGGAUUCAGACACAGAGGAGGAUGAGCUCCUUCACCAUCAGUGGGGCAGACCUUCCCAAGCAAGAGUACUUAGAGAGGAUGCAAUUGAAACCAAUGCAAGAAAACCCAAUUUGAUCCAGGCGAGACCGGUUCCAACUGGGCUCUCACCCUCCAUAAGCCAACUGGCCGUAGGCGUGACCAAGACGGCGAUCAUGGAGCUAGGGAAUGUCGAUGAUGAUGAGGAGGAUGAUGGUGACGACGAUGAUGAUGACGAUUACGCUGAUGACUUCUCAGACGUCAGUGAGUUGCAAGAGAUUGUUCCCGGGCAACUCCAGAGUUUCAAAGACCAGAAUGGUAAUGUAAAAAAGACAAGCUUUGCAACAGAAAACAAAGUCAGUGACCUCGCAAGGAAAAUUGAGGAACAGGUUUUAAAUAAAUCGACAAAGAAACCAGUAGGUGGAGUAAGCAUCUUACCGGAGUUGAAAGAUGAGGUUCAGGAAUUCUCUUCUUCAGAUCUCGAUGAGAGCAGCGAAUAUGCAUUUGAUGACAAAAAAGAUAAGAAACCGCCUCACAACUCUGGAACGAUGAUGAAAAGCCAGGACUCAGUCAGCACUAGCGUGUGGGAGUCCUCCACAGGAAAAGACACUUCCUUGGGAAAAGCUCCCAAAUCAGGCCUGCAAGCAGGACUGAAUGGGCCCUCGCAGUUUGGCGCAACUCGGAUGUCACGCAACUCGGACGGCACGAAGUGACUGGACUGGAGACUCUUUACCAUCUGGCAACCAUGGCUGUAACCUAUAUUAUUUGAGCAAAUCGGAAGCGUGAAUAAGGUAAUUUCCAAAUCAAGCACAAUAACAAUACACAAACUAUAAAUCAAUAUUAUGGUGUAUUGUAAGUUCCAACACGUUUAUGUUAGAAGUACACACUUAAUUUUUUUGUCCAAUCUCAAUGGUCAAAAAUCAGGAUAACAUUGCUUUAAAAAACACUUUUACUCAAACAAAGUCAUCCCUGCUGAAGGUGGCGGUCGUCUUUGUUGCAACUCUGCUUUGUCGACUCUUCCUGCCCUCAUAAAACAGCGGUGGCCCCAGAGUCACCCUGGAGGAGGUAGGUGGCAGCAUGUAGGACUUUCGGGUCCGGGCGGUGGCGUAAGUGGCUGGUCGCCGUGGGCGGUUUGAAGAACUGUACAAGGAACAGAUUUGAAGAUUUAUUGCAUCAGUGAAAAGCUGUAUCAAAUUAGAAUUAUAUGGCGGAAAACACAAGAGUGAAAAAGCAGUUUCUGCUCUUGCAACCCUCUUUAAAAUAAACUGCUGUAUUUUAUGCCAGAAGAACUGUUGUGUUCGAUAGAACAAUACGUUAUAUGCUUCCAUAGCAGAUUCAUGGCACAAUAAGCCCCCAAACUAUUUUUAAUUUGUCCGUUUUACCCUGGAAACCCCUGUUUACAGACGUAGUGCAACCGUUUUUGUUUCAACCUAGCCAUAAAAAGAAGGUAAGUAAUCAUAUUUAUUAUUUGAAAUGUCUGUCAUUUUUAGCUUAGAAUCAUUAAUUGAUGUUUAAUCUUUAGUUAAAAAAAAAAAAAAACGACUUCAAAAAAUUAUUCACAUUUAUUUUGUCACAAUGAAAAAAUUGGCGUCUGUAAAAAAGUCACAGAUGUCCACCGCAUAACUAUUGCUUAAUUGUAUUGUUUUCGUUACUGUCGCAUUUUCCCCAAAAUUUUAGAUGAUAAAUAAUUGAUCCAAAAACAGAAAAAUUGGGGGGGGGGGGGAACGUUUAAAAGUGUAAAUAUAUGAAAAAGAACAUCUCGACCACUCCUUGAUGUCUGCGAUUUCUGCAUCGCGACCCUUGUUAUAUUACCAUGUUUCACCCAUAAAAUCCCCCAAAAAUCCGGCUGUGGCCAUUCACAUCUGUGUUUUGACACUCGGUGAUACAUGCUACAUGGAGUUUUUGGAUUGAAACAAGGUAAGUAAGCGAUAAUAUCUCGUUAAAAUCAUGGCGUCUUUAAUUCUGCUCUCGCAUGCUCUCACCUCCAGUCACCUGAGUGUUUUCCGCCAUAUACUCUGUAUACUGUAUAUAUACAGUAUAUAUAGGAUAUAUUUUUUUUUACCUUGAUGGAAGGCCUUCUUUUCCAGAAAAGUAACUUAACACCGUCCCACCAGAGAGCAAGAGGACAGAACCUCCCCAGCCGACGAAAACUGCAGCUCCAAGCUCAAAUCUGAUUUUUGAUGUAAAUGGUUUAUGAUAUAUAUUUUCACCCAAACAAGCAUACACAUGUUUUUCUGCAAAUAUACUUACUUUUGAGCUCUGAAAUUGGGGUCAAGAAAUUCUGUGAUGACUCUGUUGGCCCACCACGAGUAAGUGAUCAUACCACAGAAGCCUAGCACAAAGAUAAAGCAUCCAUUUUUUUUUUCAUUUCAUUCUUUCUAUUUUUGGCCAAAAGCAAUGGUGGAAUUUUACGACAUGAAAGUACUUUGUUACUGUAUUUAAGUUCACUUUUAUGUAACUGUAUUCAUAGACUUUAUAAUGAUAAUGACGGGGCGUGGGGCCGAUUAAUAGGGGGCCUGCAUUGUUGGCGUGGCCAUCAAAGCUGACCGAGUGGAAUCAGAGCUUUUUUGUUGAAAAUUCUUGUGAAUAAAUGCUUAAAUCCCUGGAUUCUUUAUAGACAUGGAAGUAAAACAGUCUCGAUUCUUGGUUAAAAGCAAAGACUGUUGCGUUAGCAUUUAUGUAACGUAAAUAUGUUGAAGUACGAUGAUAGUCUGUCAGUCAAUGUGGCGGCCGCCAUUUCUAAACAAAGCUUUUCCGGUGAAAUUUCUUGUGAAUAAAUGCUUAAAUCCCUGAAUUCUUUAUAGAUAUGGACGUAAAACAGUCUCGAUUCUUGGUUAAAAGCAAAAAAAAAAAAGACUUAGCAUUUAUUUUACGUAAAUAUGUCAAAGUACAAUGCUAGUCUGUUAGUCAAUGUGGCGGUCGCCUUAUGUAAGGCAAGGCAAGGCAAAUUUAUUUAUAUAGCACAAUUCAACACAAGGCAAUUCAAAGUGCUUUACAUCACAUGAAGAUCAUAAAAAUCACAUUUAAAUCAAUACAACGUUAAAACCAAGACAAUCAAAAUCGGAAAUAAAAUUAUACAUAAAAAUAGCAUUUAAUCACAAAUAGAAUAAAAAUAAAACAAAAACUACUACAACUACUAAUAAUUGAAAUCAGCAAUGGAGAUAAGCACAAGAGGAAUAGAAAGCAAGUAGAUUGAAAUAUAUAGACAGUUAUGGAUAUGCAGUGCUAAACAAAAGCGUUUUAAGCCCUGAUUUAAAAGAGCUAACAGUUUGAGCAUACUUCAGACGUUCAGGUAACUUGUUCCAGAGGUGAGGAGCAUAAUAACUAAAUGCUGCCUCACCCUGCUUGGUUCUUGUUCUUGGAACAUGCAGGAGACUGGUUCCAGACGACCUUAGGGGUCUAGAUGUCUCAUAGGAAUCUAACAAAUCAAGCAUGUAUUUUGGUCCAAGGCCAUUAAGUGUUUUGUAGACGAGCAGUAGUAUUUUAUAGUCUAUCCUUUGACUCACAGGAAGCCAGUGUAGCGAUUUCAAAACCGGUGUAAUGUGGUCCAGCUUCCUUGUAUUUGUGAGGACUCUGGCUGCAGCAUUCUGUACUAGCUGCAGCUUCCUGAUUGAUUUUUAAUCAAGACCUGUAAAUAUACCGUUGCAAUAGUCCAAUCUGCUGCAAAUGAAUGCAUGCAUAAGUUUUUCCAUGUCUUGUUGAGUCAGAAGCCCCUUAAUUCUGGUUAUAUUUUUUAGGUGGUAAUAAGCAGAUUUAGUGACGGACUUUAGAUGGCUAUCAAAUUUUAGGUCUGAGUCAAUAAUUACGCCAAGGUUUCUGACUUGAUUUGUAGCUGUAAGUGACAUUGUGCUAAGUUGCCUGCUUAUAUUUGACCUUUCCUUUUUUGGCCCAAAAAUGAUCACCUCUGUCUUCUCCAAAUUCUGGCACAUCCAUUCAUUGAUUUGAUGAAUGCAUUUACUCAGGGAGAAUAACGGACUAUAAUCAUGUGGGGACACAGAAAUGUACAGUUGUGUGUCAUCUGCAUAGGCGUGAUAGGAGAUGUCAUACUGUUCCAUUAUCUGAGCUAAGGGAAGCAUAUAGAUGUUACAUAAGAGUGGUCCAAGAAUUGACCCUUGAGGGACUCCACACGUGAAUUUGGUUCGUUCUGACUGAUGGUUUCCGAUUGACACAAAGAAAUCCUUAUCAUGUAAAUAAGAUGUAAACAGAGCUUUUCCGGUGAAAAUUCUUGUGAAUAAAUGCUUAAAUCCCUGAAUUCUUUAUAGAUAUGGAUGUAAACAGUCUUGAUUCUUUAUUAAAAGCAAAAAAAAAAAAAAAGCGCAGUUAGCAUUUAUUUUAUAUAAAUAUGUGGAAAAAUGAUGCUAGUCUGUUAGACAAUGUGGCAGCAGCCUUACAACAAAGAGCUUUUUACAUUGAAAAUUCUUGUGAAAAAACGAAAAAUAUAAUAAAUGACCUUGAAUCCUUGAACAAAUCACUCCUGAGGCAAUCCUUCCUGUUUUUGUGCGGUGCAGCUUUCGUACUUUUUCAACAUAAAUCCGGCGUUUUCCACCAUGAUUUGCAGAUAAAUUCUUUAAAAAUCAAUGUGAUUUUCAUUUUUUUUUUUCCCACAUUCUGGCUCUCAUGGUUGAGGUUUACCCAUGUUGACAAUUACAGGCCUCUCUAAUCUUUUCAAAUAGGAGAACUUGCACAAUUGGUAGUUGACUAAAUACUUAUUUGCCUCACUGUAAGUAAAAAGUGGUGCUUAAUUUACCUGAAGCCAGAUAGGUGAUUCCUCCCGCAAAGGUCACUCUUGCAUUUGCAAUUUCUGAUCCGCCUAUUUUGGUGCACUUCAUUCCAAUUAGGGUGAGAACGCCACCAAAGAAGCCAGUGAUGACUGCACAGACUGCCAAAGCUCGGCAGGCGUGCAGGAACGCUGCAAGGAAAUCAUGCAUAAUGAGUGGUAGGUAGUCAUGCUUUACAUUUACUUGUGUAACUUUGAGAAAAAUUCACUUACUUUUAAGAGUAGUUUUACCACAUUAAUACUUUUUACUUGGCUACACCAGAGUCGUUACAUUUUUCUUCUUUAUUUUGCAAAUUAGAUUUGCUAUAUUUUUGCCAGAGAUGCCUAGUUUCACCAAUGAAACGUCGCAAUAGUAAUCACAUGACUCCAUGUUGCCAAUCAGAACAAAACAACAAAGAACAAAACAAGUCCUAUGAUCACCGCGGCCUGUUCAAUCACGCGGUGCCUUUAAAGCGCCGUAAAAAAUUAUUUUUAUUUUUAUUCAUAAUUUAUUACUUUUGCUCUUUGUAAGUGAUAUCUGCAAUAGUAACAUCAGUAUUAAGAAUUUAGUGUAGGUUUUCGGGCUGUGGAACAAAUUCAUGGAUAUAUAAUGUAUUGUUAUGGGAAAAUCAUGCUCAACAUGCGACCAUUUCGACUUACAAACAAGGUCCUAGAAAGAAUUAACUUUGUAUGUAGAGGUACCACUGUACUGUAUUUUGUUUAAUGGUGGAGAAUUUACUGCCCUCUGGUGGCAGCGUUGGCAGAGGCGUCACGUCCCAUUAGGCAAACCAGGCAUUUACCUAGGGCCCCCAGCCAGCAGGGGCCCCCAGUGGGCCAACAUGUUUAGCACAUGCAGCUUUACUGCACUGUCGCAGCGACAAGUGUAGGGAGUGGUUCAAUACCAUGGAAUCAUUUGGCAGAUUAUCUAACGAUUGUGUUAUCUAUCCCAGUCAGCACAAACCAUGUCACAUAGACUAUACAUGUUUAAGAAAGUCCAACCAGCUAUCAAUACCACAUGACUGUUUUAAGAGUGACUCACCAAGUACUCUCUGAAAAGUCCUUGCUGAGUUGUUUUACGUUGAUUUUCAAAGGCCACCUCAUUAUUCAUGUGACUACUUAAAGAAAUGGGGAUUUUUCCAAAAAAGUCUAUUAAUGGGUCUAUCGUAUUCCUCGUCAAAUACUCUAUAAGAAAAAUAUAACAUAUGCAUCUAAAACAAUCCUAAACAAUUUUAUUAGCAAUUUUAAUACUCCUUUUAGCAAGGUUCCUUGGGUACAGGGUUUGCGUUAACCGAAUAUUUUCCGUCGUUGACCGUUUUUUUAAAACGGUGACGGAAAAAACUGAAGUCCAUCCGUCAUUUUGACAGGUUGCAAUUCACACCCCAGACCACAGGGUGGCGAGUGAGCAUAUUAAUUAGCUAUUGUCUCUCUUGACACAUGACGUCGUUGGCCUUACUCGGAAAAAUGUCAAGGCAACUGAGUGUUUGCCUGGCACGGCCAGACUGUUCUCCCUGUAUUUUUCAAACACUGAGAGAAAAGUCUGGGACACAGCCUCUCGAGUAGGUACAAAAUCAAUCGACAAAUCAGAUUUGUUAAUUUGCGUGACGUGUUCUUCACGAGCAACGUCACUCUUGCGCGCCGAAAGUGGUCUCUACAUCAACACGGAUGGCGACAGGAGAGCCGAGAAUAUGUUCCAACCCGCGGUAAAUUCAGUUUUAAAUGAGCUAAAACACAUCGACACGAGUCAUUGACAACAGUCUGUCUCGCGCUAGCCAUGUUGAAUAAACUCCGUUCUCCUCGUAUGUUUACUUCCGCGCGCAAGUCCCUCGUCCUGCCCUCGUCGCUUUGCUAACGGCACGUCUGCCUGUCGCUGAUUGGUGCACUCCGCUGUCUGUUUGCCUCUUGUUAAGCUUGUUCGGACGGAAUAUUAAUUAAAAAUGAAUGAAAACUAAAUACUAUUGAAUAUGUCAUUAUUAUCAUUUUAAAAAUGUAAGUGACGGGUAAAAAUAGAUUAUGACCGGAUUUUUAUGACACUGUCAGUCAAAAUGACACACAACGAAAAAGUCUAGCGCAACCGCUGCUUGGGUAUGCUUACGUUCCCAUAGCAACCAGUCCUGUUAUUGUCCUACGUCACAAGGGCUGCGUAUUCUAGGAGCGAGAAUAGGCGUAAGGUGCGCAUUUCGUGCAGAGGACGGCCACCUGUUAAAAUGUGUGCGUCCAUGAACGAAUAUAAGUACUUCCAUAUGAGUCAGUGCAAAGUGCUAAAUUUUCGCCACUUUUAUGAAUCAUGCAAUGGGGGGGGGGCACUUUGAGUGUCCUAAAAAGCGCUUAGGCGUUAUUAGACUUUUAUUAAAUAUGCUAUUGCUCCAAUUCCAACUGUCCCCGUUACUUGCACACGCUCGAAGGUCCCCAUGUUAGUUGUUGCCUGGGGCCCCCAGGGACCCUUGCUACGCCUCUGAGCAUUGAGGCUGGCUGGACUGUAGCCUUGUAUGAUUGAGGAGCAGAGUCGUCUGACAUGGAUGAAGGACAGACAGCUGCACUUUGGUUUGGCCCACAUCAGGCUGUAAGUUGUUUCAGCUAUUAUACUGUGUGUUUGUGUAUGCAUUUGUUAUUAAGUUUAGAGCGACACUUUGUGGAGUUAUGUGUGAACGAUUUGCUAUGAGAUUUGUAAAUACGUUCGCAUUCAUGCUAGCGGACUUUUGUUAGGCAAUUUAGUUGAU